Messenger RNA from Fraxinus pennsylvanica, 810 nucleotides. NCBI's taxonomy places the organism in Eukaryota, Viridiplantae, Streptophyta, Magnoliopsida, Lamiales, Oleaceae. The record is from the annotation of a GenBank genome assembly.
AUGGACGAGUCUUUCAGCAAUCUUCCCACGAGCUACUUGCUUGGCUCAGUACCGGCUGUUGUUAGUGAAGAAAAGACACCCUCUAGCCAAGAGGUUCUUGGUGCAAAUUUGCAAAUAUUUCCUCCCAAUAAUAGUGCAAGCAGGGGCACGGGAUAUCAAACUCUCGGUGGUACCGGUGAUGGAGAUGAACAACAGGCGACAAACAACUGGAAAGGAGUGUUUAGUAUCUCUUCUUACACACAAUAUUUUAAUGUAGAUACAGACAUUGUGUUGAACAGAUUGAUCAGCUCAUUGUAUCCUAUAAGUGGAGAUUUUUUCAGCAAGAUUGAUGCCAACCCAGACCUCUACGGACUUGUCUGGAUCUCCACUACAUUGGUAUUUGCAAUUGCUUCCCUUGGAAAUUGUUCUACCUACCUAAUGCAUAGAAGAAGUGAUUACAGUACUUCAUGGACCUUCGACGUCAGUUAUUUAAAUGUGGCAGCUUGCUCCAUAUACGGUUAUGCGUUGAUAGUGCCACUGGCAUAUUACUUUUUGCUUCAGUACCUGGGAUCAAAUGCAAGCCUUAUACGCUUUUGGUGCUUGUGGGGAUAUUCCCUUUUCAUUUUCAUUCUAAGCUCUUUCCUGUUGGUUAUUCCAGUUGAGUUUCUGCGAUGGACUAUCAUAUUACUUGGUGGCGGUGCAUCAGCCAGCUUUGUUGCUUUGAACCUCAGAUCUUAUAUAAAGGAGAGUGAAAUUACAUUAGUCGUUAUUUCUUCAUCUGUCCUGCAAAUGGGUCUGGCAAUCUUCAUCAAGAUGUGGUUUUUUGCAUAA